AUGUCAGCGAUUCGCGACGAGUGGGACGAGAUUCCGGAUUCGGAACUUCAUGAGACGCUUCUCGAGAGGGUCGAGGGUCUCGGAGAGAUGUUCCCGGACGCACUUCGUUCGUUAGUUCACUCCACAGUCUCCUGGUCUACUUGGGGUGUGAAAGGAGUUUUCUCACUGACGAAAAGCACAGUGUGGGUGGUAUCAACGACGUCGCUCAUCGCCUUCCUUCCAUACAUCAUCGAGAAGGAGCGAAGUGACUUGGAGAAGACCCAAGUCGCCCAACAACGUCAGAUGCUUCUCGGACCAUCGGCCGCCAUUCAACAAGCCAAGACUGCUUAA
Messenger RNA from Caenorhabditis briggsae, 330 nucleotides. It is a transcript of the gene Cbr-tomm-22, whose product is annotated as Protein CBR-TOMM-22. Lineage: Eukaryota; Metazoa; Nematoda; Chromadorea; Rhabditida; Rhabditidae. Gene Ontology annotation, cellular component: mitochondrial outer membrane. Gene Ontology annotation, biological process: intracellular protein transport. The record is from RefSeq and is a predicted model, not a curated record. The coding region runs from base 1 to 330 and encodes 109 amino acids. The transcript is spliced from 2 exons.